GAGAAAGGGAAGCGUAGAGUUCCAGCAAGAAGGCCAGCGACUCUUGCUUGGGAAUCUGGCGAAUGACAGAUUAGAGUCGAACCCGUUGAGACUCCGUGGUGGAGGUUUCCUCGGAGGCGUUGUGGAGCUAGAUUUGAAGAAGAACCAAAUCGACCAACAUGGCGAAGGGGAAGAAGCCGAAAGGCAAAGUUAAAAAAGGCAAAGAAAAGAAGCUAACAAGGAAGGAGGAAUCGGACAUAGAGAGAGCCAGGGCUAAUGCUGCUCUUUGGGAGGCCAGAUUGGAAGUCUCAGAGAUAUCCCGGGAUGGAUAUCGCGAGGCUGUGCGGAGAUUGGCACAGUGCAAUGAGGACUUGAAGAGGCAACAGUACAGAAUGGAGAAGGAUAUAAUGUCUGUGCUAAGUUAUGUAAAGAAGCAGGAUGCAGAAAAAGACAUUUUGAUUGAAAACCUGAAACGACAGUUAUUGGAAGCAAAGAACAAAUCUGACAUUGAUAAGGAAGUUUUGCAAGAACGCUACUGUACCAGAAUUAUUGAGUUGGAGGGGGAAUUCAGUCAAAAAAACAAAGAAAUUGGCUUAAUUCAGAUAGAACUGAAAACAAUAAAGCAGUUCCAAAAGAGAAAAGCUCAGAUAGAAAAAGAAUUAGAAGAGCUUAGGAAAUCACUAAUAUAUAAUUAUAAAAAUCAUCAAUAAAACUUAAAAAAAAUUGAAAGUUUUGAUGAAGAGCACUGGAGGAAGAAUAUAGUUCAGUUGAACAAUGCUGGGAGAGCUGUAUUUAAAGAAAAUGUUCAGCUUCAGAAGGCUCUUGCAUUCCAUGUGAAGGAAGCCCAGGAACUACAGUCAAACUCAGAAAAGCUGCAAGAAAAUCAAACUUUGCUCCUACAACAGAAGGAAACAAAUGAGCUUUUGAUUAAGGAAAAGAUUAUCCAAAUUACUCAACAUAGAUCCCAGAUUCAGUGUCUUCAGAAGAAAGUAGAAAAACUGGAGAAAAUUUUGGGUUACAUGACUUCAGAGUUCGAGACUGAAAUUAAAAAAAUCCAGCGUCAAGCACUUAUUGAGACCCAGGCAGGCAAAGUGGAAAUUAACAAACUGGAACAAAUCCUUGAGAUGAAGGACAGGGAGAUGAAUCGUGUGAAGAAGCUGGCCAAGAAUAUCCUGGAUGAGCGAACAGAAGUGGAGAGAUUCUUCCUUGAUGCUCUGUGCCAAGUGAAGCGACAAAUCUGUCUUAGCAGGAAGGAUUAUAAGCAGAUGGCACAAGCAGCAUUUAAUAUGAAAAUGAGAGAUGCUUUCGCAGGAAAAUCCGGGUAUCCCAGAAUCCGGACAUUUGAUGGCAAAGUCCACAGCACCAAUAGUGUAAACCAGGAUCUUAGGGAGGCAGAGAAAUGGACAGACAUUAAAUCAGGAAUGGAUGUGGAUAUUGGAGACUUGACAUGGGAACAGAAGGAAAAAGUUUUGAGAUUACUUUUUGCAAAAAUGAAUGGUAAACUCCCAAAGAAAUGCAAACCAACGUCUAUCCCUCCAGUUCCAGAAUAUGUUUCUCUCACCUGUAAAGACAAAGACACUUUGGGGGAUGAAACUACUGUCCAGGAUCAGACCUUCAUUACCCAGCAAGUUCCACUCACACAAUCUAGUACAACUGUCCUUCCUGAUAUUCAAAAAGGACCAGAUAGGGAUUCAUAGUAAGGUGUUUGCAAUCUGAUCAAUUUCAUAUCCUUUUAACCUUUCCCAGUGGAGGUACUCACUAACAUACAUUUCUCUUUUCUUCUGGACAGGGCUUUCUUAUGGAUCUGUGCUGAGAAAUAAUAGCACAAUUAUGGGAGCAGGGAAAUUUUUUAAAAGUAUGGCCACACUGAAAAAGGAACAUUGUAUUGGACAUCAGAUAAGUUAUACCUCUGUAGUGUGACAUGCAGUUUUGGUGUGGCUGUUCAUUUUAAAAGACAGACUCACACAUCCUUAUGUGCUAGUAAAUAUAAACUGUGGUUGGUUCAUUUAGUGGAAUCUCAAGAGUCCCUGUGACUAUUUAAUUCCACAUAGAAUUUAUAUAUGACUAGUAUUACCCAGAGUUUGAGUUGUUGCAAUGAAAUAUGUGAGCAUGUUACAUGCAUGGAUAUACAUUCAUACAUAUUAUGGAUUCUUACAUACAUACAUGGAUUUACUUAUAUUGCCAACUCAAACUACAUGAUUUUGAAAGAGGAUAAAACAAGAGCCUCUCUGCUUUUCCAAAAAUAUAGAUCUUCUUCACCCUAGUUAAAAACAGCACUUCAGAAGAGAUGUUCCUAUUGUGCCAUAAUGUGUUUGGAGAAAUUAAGGCUCCAAAUGUUUUAAAGUGAUCUUAUCUGGGUCUAACAUUCCAUUCAAUAGGGUCAGCAAUAAUCUACUUAAUUCAUAAUGUGAGGCGUUUUAAAAUAACUAAAAAUCUUUAAUUCACUAAAUACUCCAGUGAGUUAGGUCAAGACAACUUUACUGGAGACAAAGACAAAUAAGUUUCUCAUAUUUAAAAA
This is a messenger RNA of Gracilinanus agilis (Agile Gracile Mouse Opossum), 2497 nucleotides long. RefSeq names its product basal body orientation factor 1 (gene BBOF1). The record is from RefSeq and is a predicted model, not a curated record. The transcript has 12 exons. Lineage: Eukaryota; Metazoa; Chordata; Mammalia; Didelphimorphia; Didelphidae.